AUGACUUCCAGCGACAGCUCCGACAAUGAGACCCCUGUGGCAUACGACGCCUACCGACCAACGAAGAGGCAGAAGGUUGGAGAGGGCUCGACAACGUCUUCCGCUGCUGUUCAUGAGCCAGACCACGAGCCUGAAGCUGAGCCCGAGCCCGAGGUCGAGGCAGAGGUAGAGGCAGAGGUUGAACAUGAAGCGGAACCUGAGCCCGAAGCCGAUCCUCUCGAUGGCAUGUCCGACGUGUCUGAGGAUACCGAAGGCGACAUCCCCAGCUCACCCAUCAACGCGCGCCUAGACGAAGAGGAUUUCCAGGAACAAAUCACACACUGCGCAUGGGAUGGCUGCGACGCUGGCGACUUUGGCAACAUGGAUAAGCUCGUCGAGCAUAUUCACAAUGAUCACAUCGAGAGCCGACAGAAGAAAUACACGUGCGAAUGGAAUGGGUGCAACCGGAAGAGCAUGGCGCAUGCCAGUGGGUAUGCGCUCAAGGCUCACAUGAGGAGCCACACGCGAGAGAAGCCGUUCUACUGCUAUCUACCAGAAUGCGACCGGGCGUUUACGAGAUCAGACGCGCUGGCAAAGCACAUGCGCACCGUGCACGAGACCGAGGCGCUGCGACCGUCUGACCCGGUACCCAAGUCGAUGCAGUCCGGUCCCGCGAGCAAGAGCAAGCUCAAGAUCAUUAUCAAGACGCCACAAUCCCACGCGGCAGGCCAGGAUGACUCGAUCAACGGCGAUGAUGAUGCUGAGCUCUCCUCAGACCUCUUCACAGCUCUCACCGAAGACCAGGGCUUCACAAGGAGGGAGCUCGAUAUGCCCCUAGACAAACUCUACAAACUCUGCCGCGCCCAGGUCAGGUGGGCCAGCGAUGAAACAAAGGAGCUUCAGGAGGAGAUCAAGACUCUCGAAAUCGAAUACAAGAAGCAGUGGCAAGAGAAGGAAGUGCUUCUGUCGCAAGUCAUUCAGAGCGAGGCCGACUGGCACGACAGGCGCAUGGCUGUUCUUUCGGGUGCGGCAGAUGUCCGGGUGCCAGGCAUUGUCGAGAGCCAGGAGAUGUCUGAGCUGGCGAACGGCACCAACGCCCCCGAUACGCGGGAGAAGUCGGAGGCGCCGGCCCUGGCCAACGGCGAGAACAGCGAGGUUGCUUCACAGGCUUAA
Verticillium alfalfae VaMs.102 is the source of this 1152-nucleotide messenger RNA. RefSeq names its product zinc finger protein. The coding region runs from base 1 to 1152 and encodes 383 amino acids. Lineage: Eukaryota; Fungi; Ascomycota; Sordariomycetes; Glomerellales; Plectosphaerellaceae. Gene Ontology annotation, molecular function: RNA polymerase II cis-regulatory region sequence-specific DNA binding; DNA-binding transcription factor activity, RNA polymerase II-specific. Gene Ontology annotation, cellular component: nucleus. The transcript is spliced from 2 exons. The record is from RefSeq and is a predicted model, not a curated record. Gene Ontology annotation, biological process: regulation of transcription by RNA polymerase II.